Molecule: messenger RNA, 2137 nt
Organism: Rosa chinensis
Lineage: Eukaryota; Viridiplantae; Streptophyta; Magnoliopsida; Rosales; Rosaceae
Product: pheophytinase, chloroplastic
Exons: 9
Coding region: 885-2012 (375 amino acids)
Cellular component (GO): chloroplast
Source: RefSeq, a predicted model, not a curated record
UCUUCGUUUCGUGAAAAAGUUCGUGCGUAUGGUUGCUAUGGCAGUUUUUCUUUUCUUUUUUCUUUUUUUAAACGUCUGCUGUAGGUAUAUAGUAUUGGUUUUACCAUAAUGCCCAUCAAAACAAAUUUUCUUUUUUCAUUGACUAGUUAUGUCUUGUAUGGUUUUUUAGGCACUCUUAUUUUUGGUGAAGCCUUUGACACAAAAGGAUCGCUUGGCUUUAUAGUAGUAGAGAUAGAUAACAUGAUUAGAAAUGGAGGCGUAGAGUUGGUGUCAAAGGCUUCACCAAAAAGUGAACUCCCCAUACUACCCAUCAUAUAUGAACAGUUCGACUUAAAUGAAAAACAUGAAAGAAGGCUAACAACGUAAAAUACAAAAAAACAAUUGAGAAAAAACAAAUACGGAAUGAUUAGACGAAAACAGAAACUGCCAGCAGUUUGCACGAUCUCCCCAAGAACUACUGCCCGGGAGCACGAUUGGAGACAGAAGACGAAUGUGGGAGAUGAUCGGAGUAGAUAUGGCUUCAUCACCAUUCACCCCACUCUCAAUUUACGGUUCAUAUAAAAGGAGCGAAGGGAUAGAGGAGCAGCGCAAAAUCAAACCCAGAAAGAGGAAGAAAUUAGUACCAAAAUCGGUGAUUCCAGAUUCACCUAGCCAAUUGUUAUUGGGUACUUUGUCUGCAGAGCGGAUUCUCGAUCAAACCGGAAACGCAUAGAAAGUAUGGAGGAACUCGGUUGACAGUGUUGCUAAUUCACUUGAGAAUCCUGAACAGUGUCCUUUGGGUCCUCCACAACUCCAAUUGUACACCAACCACAGAAGAAGAAAAAGGUUGAAACUUUUAACAGUCUCUUCUUCCUCCACAAUCCUUCUCUGAGAGCCAUAUUCCAAUGUCGUCUUCGUGUGCGGUUUCGACUUCAGUGAGAACACAGUUGUUUAAUUCAGUGCCUGAGAACAGGUUCAUUGCCCCUACAAGACCAUUUCAGUACCAUAGAAGUAAAUGUGUGAUGAGCAGGAGGGGUUUUGCUUUUACAGGAGUUGCAGCUGCAGGGCUUUCAGUAGUGGGUUCUUCUUCUUUGGCUACUGAGCCUGCUCAAGGUAUUGAAAGACUGCCUUUCAAACCAGAGGGGUACAAUUUUUGGACUUGGAGAGGUCAUAAAAUUCAUUAUGUCGUGCAAGGAGAAGGGCCUGCUGUUCUUCUUAUUCAUGGUUUUGGUGCUUCUUCAUUUCACUGGAGGUACAACAUACCAGAGUUGGCUAAAAAGUACAAGGUUUAUGCUGUAGACUUGCUGGGCUUCGGUUGGAGUGAAAAAGCACUGGUUGAAUAUGAUGCCAUGAUUUGGAAAGAUCAAGUAGUGGACUUCUUGAAGGAGAUAGUGAAAGAACCAACAGUUUUGGUUGGAAAUAGCCUAGGAGGUUUUACUGCUUUGGUUGCAGCAGUUGGAUUGCCUGAGCAAGUAGUUGGAGUUGCACUAUUGAAUUCAGCAGGACAGUUUGGAAAUGCAAAUAGUGAACCUGAGAAGUCUGACGAGGAAACAGUCCUACAGAAGUUCAUCAUAAAGCCACUGAAGGAAGUUUUCCAGCGAGUAGUACUUGGAUUUUUAUUCUGGCAAGCAAAGCAGCCCGCUCGCAUUGAAUCCGUUUUAAAGAGUGUGUACAAAAAUACCUCCAAUGUGGAUGACUAUCUGGUAGAAUCCAUAACAAUGCCAGCAGCUGACCCCAAUGCCGGAGAAGUCUACUACAGAUUGAUGACGCGGUUCAUGUCAAACCAGACCAAGUAUACUCUUGACAGUAUCCUAAGCAAGAUGUCUUGCCCAUUGUUGUUGCUCUGGGGUGACUUGGACCCAUGGGUAGGUCCUGCCAAGGCUAACAGAAUCAAAGAGUUCUAUCCAAAUUCGACUUUGGUAAAUUUGCAGGCUGGCCACUGUCCACACGAUGAAGUUCCAGAGCUUGUAAACAAGGCUUUAUUAGAAUGGCUAUCAACUUCGACAGCUGAAGCCUCUCUCCAAACAGUUUGAACACAAUACAAGUUUCUUAGCUGCUUAGCAAUGCCUCUCAUACUUGAUCUGAGGUUAUACUUGUAAUACACUUGUAAAUCCAUUUAUCAAAGUACUACUUGAGUCAUCUUACCUGCCUUCUAUAA